AAGUUGCGUUCAAUUGACAGUUAAUGACAGCAAUGGUCUUUGAGUGACAGAACGUUAAAAUGGCUAGUGUCGGAUUUCGGUGGUUGGAUAUUUUGGAAAAAGAAUUCGACAAAGCCUUUGUAGAUUUAGAUUUGUCAAUUGGUGAACUGGAAUCAGAGGAACCAGAUGUGGUCUUCAAUGUUAGGCAAAAAUUGUGUACUCUCAGCUCAUGUUUUGCACAAUUAACCCACAAGUCUCAAACUAUAUUUCAAAAUAGUGCAAAAAUAGAGGCGGAGCUUAUCCACAUGAGAACAGAGUUGGUGGAAUCAAAGGCGAAACGAGAAGUUCUUGAAAGAGAACUGCACAAUUUACUCCUACAAUUACACUCUCAACAACUCUCUUAUCUGCCAGACAGUAAAUCAUCUGGCAAAAAACAAGACAUGCACAUCAUACCCGACAUCAACAACAUAAAGAAAAAAUUGGAAGCUGAAAUUAAACAGAGUCCUGUGCAUUUAAAUUCCGGUAAGAAAAUUACCAAUUCUUUUUAUGUUACUUUACAAUACUGUCGUAUUACAGAAGAACUGAAACUUAAUCCCACGUCUCUGGAGAAUGCAAGCUACAAAGCGGAAAACGCACAAUUACAUCUAGAAAACACCGCUUUGCGAAACUCGAUACUGGCCCUCAGCAGUGAGGUGUACGGUGCUAAAUUGGCAGCUAAAUAUUUGGACAAGGAACUUGCCGGACGAAUACAACAGUUGCAGUUGUUAGGUCGAGAAAUGAGAGGAGACAUCAGAGAUAAACUAUGGCGUCAGUUGGAAUCCGAAAUACUACUGCAAAGACACAAAACUGUUGUGAGGGCGUGCAGGAGGAACAGCAUGAUAAACGGCAACAGCAAAAUAUGUCCCAAACCCGAAACUGAAGGUCUCGCCGAAGGAGCCGAACAACACUUCGGUGAUAUUAGAACCGUGGUGGUGAAAAGAAAACCGGGACAAGGUCUAGGUAUUAGUAUAACGGGUGGAAGGGAACACGGAGUUCCAAUCUUGAUCUCGGAGCUGGAACCCAACGGUCCAGCCGCUCUCUGUCAACAGCUCUACAUUGGCGAUGCGAUACUCUACGUAAACGAUCGCGAUCUUCGGCAAGCGUGCCACCGCGAAGCUGUUGGUAUUCUCCAGCAACAGACUGGUGAUUGUGUGUUGCAAGUACAGUACAUUGCAGCCGAUGACAGUGACAACUCUUUGGAAGAAGACGGAUAUAACUUUAGAUUCUUUGAUGAUGAAGUCGGCGAUGUUGACAAUUCGCUAGCUAAUCCUCGUGAUAAUCCCGAGGAAAUUUUAAACACUCCGACUGCUCCGAGGACUCCAGAAUCGACAACGGCAAGUCGUGUACAAUCACGAAGCAGUAUUCAAUCGGCAUCUGAAAUAAAAAACGCUCAAAAUCUGUUGGACAUAAAUACACCUGAAACGGAGACUUGUAAAGACAUCUACAACUACAAUUUAAACUGCACAAACGACAAUCUGACGGACAUUUUCAAAAAGCAAAUUAUAAAAGAUGAUAAAAUAUCCGACGUUCUUAAUUGUGAUAAUCUCUGUCUUAACAGAAAUUCAAUUACCGAUCAAUUAACAACUUUAAGCAACCAGAAUAUCGCAACAGAUGAGACAAACACAGUAAACGACUUGAUUCUGAUAGACAAUGCCAAAAAUAAUGUGAUAAAACUGGAGAACUUUAAAAAAGUACAAGUAUUGUGCAAUGACGACAACUUUAAUUGCUCCACAAAUUCGUUAAAUUCUGAAAAUUUAUCAUCCCCAAUGCAGACUAGCGCAGAUGUUUAUUUAGACUCCGAAGUACUUUCCACUGAUAUAGCUUCAAACGAUUCACAAUCACCUAAAAAUCAACAAUCCCAACCCAAACCUGAAGACUUCUCCUCUUUCAAGACUUCAUCAGAUUCCUUAGGAAAUUUAAAAUCCAAUAAUGACGUAUUUUUCGGAAACAUGUCGUUUAUAGAUAAACAUUCCCCAGUUGCAAAGGACAGAAAUUCUGAAGCAUAUGGAUCAAACGACUCCCUGUCAAAUCCAAAAAGUGACCAAAGUCUUUUGAAUUCCGGGGAGUCGUGCGGAAGUUCACCUGUACGCAAAACAAACCGCGACUAUCGAAAACAACGGAAACAUAAAAAGAAGUACUUCGGUGUAAAAACGUUGCAGAGUAUUUUUAACAAACACGACGGAUAUUCGGAUAUAUCCACGACUGCUUCAGAGUUCGGCGACGAACCAGAACAACUUAAACCGAGACAAAAUCAAAAAAUAGUCGAAAUAGAGGAGAAAAAGGCUGAACAACCUGAACCUGCUAAGUCAGUAGUUAAAGAAAUAUCAUCAGUAAAAUGGAACAAUUCAUCUGAGACUACGCAACAAUUCGAAGAGAACAUUCACACAUUUUUGUCUGAUAUUUUCCAAAGAAACUUUACUGCUUCGACCGCUCCUGAACCGGCCAACGUUGUCAAUUUAUCAGUAAAUAGGCCGACUGGUACAAAGAAAUAUUUCAGUCUUCACGGUCAACAUUUAAGGGUAGGUAAAGCACUACGAUUGUGUCCCAACGAGGACUACAAGGAUAUUGCAGAAAACGAACAACGGAAAGAAAAAUUAUUGGCAAGGUACGUCUAUAAUGCUAACUGUUUCAAUGCGGAUGGGGUGGGAGAUCCAGAUUUCGGGACUCCGGUAUAAAAGUUAUAUAAAUACAAGAAAUAUCGUUAUAAAAGUUUGAUGUAUGUAAAAGAUAAUAAAAAUCGACAAUGGAAUAAAAUGGAUAUUGAAAAUUAAUAUAAAUAACUAUGUUGUAUUUCUCUUAAAGAAUCAUUAUAUCCAUUAGUUUUAAAAGUGUGUACACGUUUGUUUUUAACUGAUUUUGCUUCUACACUACAUCUGUUAAAUGCUUACAGUGUACAUAGUUCUAAUUCUCUGAUACAUCAUGUGAAAUUUACUUAUUUUCUAUAUAUGUUUUAGCAAGUGAAACAAAAUUUUUCAAUGGUUCAUAUCAAUAAUUCAUCAAAUAUUAAAUUAUUUUAACAAUAUAUGAAGGAAAGUGUAGACUGUGGGAUUUAUUAAUUAAUUUUCCUAUUAAUGCAAACUAAAAUAGGGUUAAAAUGGGUACACAAAAUUAGAAGGAAGGUUGUGAUAUAUUAGUAUUUCGUUUUCGUCGCAUAGGAAAAUUAGAUAUGUAAUUACCAUACUAAUUGUAUUUGAAUUAAUUUAGAUUUCGUAGAAUGCCCACGUUAUACACGCAUAAAUCGCAAUUUUCUGCUAGAAAACAACGCAAGCCUCGUAUUUCGAUAAACUACUCUCUGUAAUAAAAUACAAUUAUAAAUGAUCAUUUAUUGGUAUUAUAGAGAAUAAUUUAUUUACGUGUUUAUCCAUUUUUAAACAGAAAAUUAGUCUGUCUAAAUUAUUAUAAAUUUAUCAAAGAAAAUAUGUCUUCCACAUUUUUCUUUUCGAUUCGUUUGCAUAUGAAAAAUGCAGUAUUUGGAAAUAAAAUUAAAUCAUCUUAUACCAAUUUGCUUAAUUUGCUGAAACGUUACGAUUGUUUUAAAAUUGGAUAAACACUCAUUUGUACAAACAUUGAACUACUUAGGGCACAGUUUACUAUUAAAUAAAUACUACGUUACAGUAUUUCUGUUUGAAUUUAAGGCUUUUUCAAGACACAAAGAAAUAUGUGUCUUUAAAAUGCUUAGUUUAGGUUAUUCUAUUUGUUAAAUAUACAAUUGCAAAAAAAAUAUUUUUCUAGUCUUUGUUUUAGCAAGAUUCUCAAUUUCAUAUUGUAGGCGACAUAGAUUUUUGUAUGGAAAAUUAGACAUGAUUUAGAAAAUUCCUUAUUCAUUAGGUAAUUUACGAACAUUAUCAGUGUGUAUUAAAGAAAAUAUGUGUGAAUGAAUUUAAAAUUACAGAAAUGAAUUUAUUUUUAUUAUUUACUAUUAUUAUAUGGUAAUUUGCUAUAUAAAAGGACCUUACUCAUAGCUUUGUUACACACAAGGUGACGUACAAUAAAUUUAUUUGUAUGUCGUUUCUUAAACCAAAAAAAAGUUGGGUAGUCCUAAAUUCGAACUACAUAUAAUGCUUCUUCAUAAUAUUUUCUGUUGCAAAUUGUAACUUAAAAAUUACAUUUGUUAGAUUUAAAAUUCGUAAAAACUGCAUGGUUUAAAGUAUGCAUUGCUCAAACAUACUCAAUCAAGUAUUACUUAUAACCCCACGAUUUUCUUCGCUGCUCUUAUAUAUAUGUUCCUGACAAUAAUUCUAUCACAUACAAUUUGUGCCUUUAAAAUCACUUUAAUUUAAUUCAAAUAUUAACUUAGAUGAUACCGCUAUAGCUUUUGUUUCCCACUGAAUUUUUGACAGGAACCAUAUGCUACGCCUAUAGGUUCAACAUUACACCCAUAAUAUUUACUUCGUUUUGGGUAUUAUUGAGCCUAUCUUAAAAUAAAUUUUUUAGACAAAUAGUUAUAGUUUCAAAUGUAAACUGUUAUUUCAACAUAUCUGUCUUCAAUAAAUUAUGCUGC
Aethina tumida (small hive beetle) is the source of this 4519-nucleotide messenger RNA. RefSeq lists its product as uncharacterized. Gene Ontology annotation, molecular function: transmembrane transporter binding. The transcript has 7 exons. Gene Ontology annotation, biological process: negative regulation of protein localization to cell surface. The record is from RefSeq and is a predicted model, not a curated record. Lineage: Eukaryota; Metazoa; Arthropoda; Insecta; Coleoptera; Nitidulidae. Gene Ontology annotation, cellular component: trans-Golgi network transport vesicle; membrane; Golgi apparatus. Bases 60 to 2693 code for a protein of 877 amino acids.